CCCCAUCAGAACUGAUUUUGACCCUCAUAGCACUCCUAGGGCUCUGAGUUCAGUUAGGGAUAGUAGUUCGGAUUCAUGUUGCAAACCCUAGUCUUCAACAAUAACAAGCAAUGUCCCACCUAUUGCUAAACUGCCACCAUUAGCAGAUCAUUAUGUCCCUAGCCCCAGCCCAGCACAGUUCUAAUUGGUUUCAGUUUAACUUUGCUGCAACAUCGGCUCGAAUUACUACUGAAGCAAGAGUUACAACAACUUAUUGUAAGACGGAAACAAUUAUCUCUCUUGCUCAGCCAGAUCAUACUACUUAUAUUAUUUCAAAGUUUGCAGAGUGGUUUUAUAAUAAAGUUAACCAAUCCGGAGGUUUUCGGUAUGAAGAUUUCUGGCAAGAUAUUAACAUAAACUUGAUGUUAAAAGACAACUUUGAUACCGAAAAAGUAGCACAGCGUGCAACAAAUUCUGCUGGACUUCUUAAUCAAAUUUCAGGAGCGUAUAAAUUGAAUAUGAAACCAAAUUCAAGUCCACAGGGUAUAUGGGCACGAGGAAAGGAAGCGGAUGGGCUGCUUCAAGUAUUAGUCUGUGGCACUUUGCAUCAAUGUAGUCCGGCACAGCAUUGCCAAGGCAUCCAAUUUGGUCCAUGUUUAGGAAUGUUUGAAAACUUGUUCUUAAUUGCCUAUGACAGGUCUAUCAAUAGUUGGAAGAUAAAAAAAUUAAAUGGCAUUUUAAAAAGUGCCCCAUACAUGCAACAGCUGCCAACAAUAGCGGACUCAGAACUUAUCAACUCAAUUGUAUUAAGAUUCAAUAAUGUAAGGAGCGUUAUUCAUCCACUUGUACUUUUUGUUGGUGUCUGUUCACUGCUUACUCUCAAGUCUUAAAAUAUCUGACUAUCUAGUUGUAAGGUAUACUUUACCCCAUUCCAAUGAUCUUCCUUCCUUCACACUAAAAUGAGAGACAGCAGUUGACGUAUUAAAAAUUGUAAAGUGGUGUGAGAAAAUUAUGUAUCAUGAUUGUUCAGAGGGCUUAUUAUUCUACCCGAUGUUGCGAUGGUGGAUUUAAUUUUGUUUCUUCCAUUAUAAAGAUAUUGAGAGAAUAAACAAGCUUUUCUAGCAAA
Messenger RNA from Frankliniella occidentalis (western flower thrips), 1105 nucleotides. RefSeq lists its product as uncharacterized. The transcript is spliced from 3 exons. The record is from RefSeq and is a predicted model, not a curated record. Lineage: Eukaryota; Metazoa; Arthropoda; Insecta; Thysanoptera; Thripidae. The coding region runs from base 153 to 869 and encodes 238 amino acids.